Miscanthus lutarioriparius is the source of this 390-nucleotide messenger RNA. NCBI's taxonomy places the organism in Eukaryota, Viridiplantae, Streptophyta, Magnoliopsida, Poales, Poaceae. The record is from the annotation of a GenBank genome assembly.
AUGCGCUGCUCCCUCAUGUGUCGCCGCUGGCUAGCCGUAGAGGCCACCUCCCACCUCCGCCUCACGCUCGACGCCAGGGCGUCGCUGCUCGCUGACUCCAUCCUCCCUCGCCUCCUCACGCGCUUCCCCGCCGUCUCCAAGCUCACGCUAAAGUACGACCGCCGCGCCGAGAGCGUCGACGAUUCGACCCUCGCACAAGUUGCUGACCGCCUUGGCCUAGGCCUUCAGUGCCUCAAACUCCGCUCCCUGCGUGCGGUCACUGACAACGGGGUCACCAUGCUCACCGCUGUGGCCGCUAACCUCUGCAAGCUCUCCGUCGGCUCCUGUGCCUCCGGAGUCAAGGGAAUCGAGGCUGUCCUCCGCUCCUGCCUCCACCUCGAGAAGUUGUAG